AUGAAUCAACCAUUAGCAUAUGUUCAUCCUGGCGCGAAAAUCGCUAAAAAUGUUGUAAUUGAGCCUUUUACAACAAUUCACAAUAAUGUCAUUAUUGGUGAUGGUACGUGGAUUGGUUCAAAUGUAACCAUCAUGGAAGGUGCAAGAAUUGGAAAAAAUUGUAAUAUUUUUCCAGGAGCAGUAAUUUCUGCAGUGCCGCAAGAUUUAAAAUUUGGAGGAGAAGAUUCUUUAGCUAUUAUAGGAGAUAAUUGUACUAUUAGAGAGUGUGUAACAAUCAAUAGAGGUACAGUUGCUUCAGGACAAACAAUUUUAGGUAAUAACUGUUUGGUUAUGGCUUAUGCUCACAUUGCGCACGAUUGCGAGAUUGGUAAUAAUGCUAUUAUUGUAAACGGUGUUGCUUUGGCAGGUCACGUUGUGGUUGGUAAUCAUGCUGUAAUUGGCGGUUUGGCAGCUAUUCACCAAUUUAUUCAUAUUGGAGAUCAUGCUAUGAUUUCUGGUGGAUCAUUGGUAAGAAAAGACGUUCCUCCUUAUACAAAAGCAGCAAAAGAGCCAUUGUCGUACGUAGGAAUCAAUUCAGUUGGUUUAAGAAGAAGAGGUUUUACUACUGAGAAAAUCAGAGAAAUUCAGGAAAUUUACAGAAUUUUAUACCAAAAAAAUUACAAUACAACACAAGCUUUAAGUAUUAUUGAAGCUGAAAUGGAAGCCACUCCUGAGAGAGAUGAAAUUCUGGAUUUUAUCAGAAAUUCAUCAAGAGGAAUU
Tuber aestivum (summer truffle) is the source of this 759-nucleotide messenger RNA. The record is from the annotation of a GenBank genome assembly. NCBI's taxonomy places the organism in Eukaryota, Fungi, Ascomycota, Pezizomycetes, Pezizales, Tuberaceae.